CACAUACACACUCUCUCUUUCCUCUCCUUUUCUUCCACCGCUUGCAGCUUCAGACAUUUGGGGAAUCCUGAAACGAGUUGUUCCCGCAAUUGCCAACUUAGCGUAGGCUCAAUCUGAAUGAACAGAGGAAACAGAAAGAGGCAGUUUCACUAAGACCGCUGAUAUUCCUGCCCUCCCACGUUCGCUCCUUCAUGUCUUUUGUUGUGGACACUGGCUGCGCUGGUUGGACACCGUGAGACCCUCUCAGAGGCUUUUUGAUUAUGGACAUAGAGACACUGUAGAGCCCUUCACACUGCAUGUACUCUCGACUUGCUGAUGGAAGUUGUGCGGCAGGACUGAUCGUCGAGCCAGAUCAACGGGACAUUCGCUAUUGGGGAGUGGCAGAAGAGUCGCUGUCUCCUCCCACGGGCCCCGUCCCCAUGGACCUGCGUGUGGGCGAGCGUCUGGUGCGUCCGGGUUCGGACACGGCCUUCCUGUCCCCUCUGCACCCCCCUCUGCUGAUCGGGCCCUUCAGCGCCCAGCACUGUUCCCAGUACAGCCAGUCGCAGCUGCAGCACAUACAGCAGUAUAAUAUGGAGCAGCAUCUACGAGACCAGGAACAAGCGAAACAACAGCUACAGCAACUCAAACACAAGGACAAGAGUCAACAGAGUGCUGUGGCCAGUGCGUUGGUGAAGCAGAAACUGGCGCAAGUGAUUCUGAAGAAACAGAAGCAAGCGGUCCUGGAGAGGACGAACUCCAACCCCCUGAGCACCGCAUCGGUGGCCUACCGGGAGUUGGUUCCAGAUCCCAGCGCUCCCCUACAGUCGCUCCUGCCCUCCACCAAACCAGCCCUCAUAGAAGGAUGCGACGAACCGACGAACCUGAGACGAGCACGGUCAGAGCCCAACCUGAAGGUGAAGCACAAGUUAAAGAAGCACCUGAACACCCGGAAGAGUCCGCUGACCCGCAAAGAGAGCGCGCCGCCCACCGUCAAGCACCGCGGCCCUGACGCGCUUGACUCGUCGCCCAGCAGCAGCAGCACUCCAGUGUCGGGCUGCAGCUCCCCGAACGACAGCCUGCCCAAUGAGAACGGGGCGCUGCCCGCGGCCGCCAGCCUGUGCCAUGAGGCUCAAAGGUUGCUUUUGCAGGACGGGUCUCUCGCUCACUUCACAGUGCAGGAUCCGUCCAGUCUGCCCACCAUCACGUUAGGCCUCCCCGCCAACACCAAGGCGGAGAGCGAGAUGGGCUCACUGAAGCUGGGUCGUGUGCCGGUGGGACCGGGCGCUUCUCCGCUGCUGGUUCCUCUGGGUGUGGAGGAGCAGACGGGACAGCUCAUGCAGCCCGUGCUCAUCCUGGAGCCCUCUGGACUCGUGCACGCCCCGAUGCUGGCCGUUCCAGGUCUGGGUCCCGUUCCUCUGCAGUUCAGCGCGUCUGGUCCUCAUAAGCCUCUGAGCCGCACGCGCUCGGAGCCGCUGCCCCAGAGUCCCCGGGCCCUCCACCCGCACCCUCACCUGCUCCAGCACAGCGCUCUGGUCCUCGAGAGGCUCAAACAGCAGACGCACCUGGGCAAGCUCAUGUCGAAGUCCAGCGAGAAGCCUCGUCUGCGGCAGAUCCCGUCGGAGGACAUGGACUCAGAGGAGGGGGGGCCGUCAGCGGGGGACGCGCACCAGGGCCGGAUCAGGGUCGAGUCACAGCGAGAGAUGGAGAACCAGGAGGAGCACAUCAACCUGCAGCACACACUCAUCCUCAACCAGUCACGUCUGUGGGAAACGCAAAAACAACUCCAGCAACUGCGCAGACAGACGGCCCACAUGGAGACGCUGACGGUACCCAUGAUGCUCGGCGGCAUGCACCGGCCGCUGUCCCGCACGCAGUCGUCUCCCGCCUCCACCUCGCUGACGCUGCCGGACAAAACCUUGCCUCUGUCCUCGACCACGGAGCCGUCCCAGAGCCAACCGCGCUUCACCACGGGUCUGGUGUACGACUCCCAGAUGCUGAAGCACCAGUGCACGUGCGGAGACAACAGCAGCCACCCUGAGCAUGCUGGGAGAAUCCAGAGCAUCUGGUCCCGCCUGCAGGAGAGGGGCCUCAGGGGCCAGUGCGAGAGUAUUCGAGGAAGAAAAGCCACCCUUGAAGAGUUACAGUCUGUCCAUACGGAGCGACACGUCCUGCUGUACGGCACCAAUCCACUGAACCGCCUCAAACUGGACAAUCGCAAACUGGCCGGCAUACUGUCACAGCGGAUGUUCGUCAUGCUGCCCUGCGGGGGAGUCGGGGUGGACAACGACACUAUCUGGAACGAGAUGCACACCUCCACAGCGUCCCGCAUGGCGGCCGGGAGCGUGACCGAGCUGGCCUUCAGAGUGGCCAAAGGAGAGCUCAAGAACGGCUUUGCUGUGGUUAGGCCACCGGGACAUCACGCAGACCCGUCAAACCCCAUGGGUUUUUGUUUCUUCAACUCUGUGGCGAUCGCUGCCAAGCAGCUCCAGCAGAAACUCAGUGCCAGUAAAAUACUCAUCGUCGACUGGGACGUUCACCAUGGCAACGGCACCCAGGAAAUCUUCUACAAUGACCCCAGCGUCCUCUACAUCUCCCUCCAUCGCUACGACAAUGGAAACUUCUUCCCCGGAAGUGGUGGGCCGGCAGAGGUGGGUUCUGGUGCCGGUGAGGGUUUCAACGUUAAUGUGGCGUGGACCGGUGGACUGGAUCCUCCCAUGGGUGACGCAGAGUACCUGGCUGCCUUCAGGACGGUGGUGAUGCCAAUUGCUCAGGAGUUUUCCCCAGACGUGGUGUUGGUCUCUUCAGGGUUUGAUGCCGCAGAAGGACAUCCCGCUCCUUUAGGAGGAUACAAAGUCACUGCGAAAUGUUUUGGGAUUUUGACUCGGCAGCUGAUGACGUUAGCAGGAGGACGCGUGGUUCUGGCAUUAGAGGGAGGUCACGACCUCACAGCCAUAUGUGAUGCAUCUGAGGCCUGUGUCAGCGCCCUGCUGGGCCUAGAGGAUUCUCUUCCCGAGUCGACUCUGCUGCAGACGCCCAAUGCCAACGGAGUGCUUUCACUGCAGAGAGUCCUGCAAAUACAGAGUCAGUAUUGGUCGUCACUCAAGCCGUUGGCGGGCACAGUGGGUAUGUCGUUUCUGGGUGCCCAGAGGAAAGACUGUGAGGAAACAGACACCGUCAAUGCCAUGGCGUCCCUCUCCGUGGGGGUCUUGACCAGCAAAAGCCUUGCUGAUGAACCCAUGGAGCACGACGACGACUCCCUUUAAACCAGGUCUUUACUCGUCUGAAAAACUGUCCAGUACCAAACGCCGCUCCACAUGACGUGAACGAGCCGUGCCUCAGACCAGCAGUGCCUCAGGGGGCGUGGCUUCCUCAUCAUGGCCCCUCCCCCAAGACGCCACCUCAACACUGACCACCAGCGCAGCGCGGCUAAGCUAACAACACAGCUACAGUUCGGCUGGGACUCUGGGAUCCACUUCAUCGUCUCCAUUCAAGAAUCAUGCAAACAAUCACACUAGAACGCAUGAGGCCUCUUCGUGCGUUAGUGUGUUUGUAACGUUCUCUAAAAGGACGCGCUCGCGAAGUCGCAAAUAUUCACCUCUGGUGCCUCAAAAGAGACUAUUUACUUUAGCUGGAGAUGCGAAACCAGAUUUGUGGGAACAGUUGAGGAUUAUUUAACCUUUUUUAAAGGCAGCCCUCUUUAAUACCCCUGACAAGUGAACUAUUGAAGUGCUGAGAGAAAAUAAGGGGUUUCCUUGCACCUGGCAACCGCAAAGUGGCUCCACUCUAUGAUGUCAUUACUAUUAACCAAUUUAACCACUAAAGAAGGAGAAGAAGAAAUAACGAUCUCGACAACUGUGGGUUUUAUAAAUCUUAAUUUUUUUUGCACUGUGCAUUCCAUAAUGUGAAAUUUUCCAAACUUCUGGGAAAAGAAAGAUCUAAUUCUGUAUCUAGUUUGACGCUUAACAUUCUUUUAAAGUGAAGCAAAAAAACAAACAAACAGUUGCAUUCUUUGUCAAGUUCAGAUUACAUUCGACCUGCAUUCCCAGCCCGAAAGCCGUAAACCUGAAAACUUCAAGAUACUUCUUUGUACUGAUUCUGUACAUCUGAUGUUUUUAAAGGCCAGAGGGACUAUUAGCAAGUUUAUUGCACACACACACACACACACACCUAGCCAAAACACACACAUAUAUGUCCAUAUGUCGCAUCCAAAUGACCACUGUACAUUUAAUAUCGUGGACACAGGAAGUGCUUACACUCUCCCUAGACUAACUAUAACGCAAAGUAGAUCAGUCUCUCUUUAGACCAAACUAAUAUGAGUAUGAUUUGUAUAUGUGUGUGUCCAUGUGUAUCUAUCAGUCAUAUAUUUAGUCUGUUCUGUAUUUACAACCAAACCUCAAUUGACCACAAGCAAAAACGCAAAACGACAAUUGAAUGGGCUCUCGAAGCCACUUUAACGUUAAAUCAAUUCUCUGUAUUUUUCAUUGAUCUUUGUUGUUUUGGACAAGGGAAACAUCCAGCCUUUUAACCUGUGGAGGAGACGUUUCUAAAGUGUUUGUGCAUUUAAUGAGUUUACUUCAUUGCUGUGCACUUCUUUUUCUUUCUUUUUUUUUACGAGGGAUGCAUUGUUUUUGGAUGGCGUUCUGUUUUCCACAGCCUGCAUAUAGAUGUAUAAUUCACACCAGUUGUGUGGAUGAACUUUAUAGUGAUAUUAAAUAUGUCUCUCGGCCGCUGGGAUUCACAUUUACGCCAUCUUCAAUGAACCAAAAUGAACAUCACACCAACCGUUGACUGAAGCGGACAGACUCUUCGAAUGCUGUGCCACUCAUCAGCACAUUCGGUUUAACACUUAUUUAGCCUUUCAAAACAAAUGUUUUGCCCAAAAUAUGGUUGGCUACAUUCUAGUUGCGUAAUCCUACCAGGUCAAACCACCGAGAAUAAUGCGCUGUAAGUUAUCUUCCACAUGCUGUAUCAAUAUCUCACGGUUAAAGUCUGGAUGGUCGGCUAGCGGGACUGGCAGAACAGCUCAUGGUGCUUGUUUGACUUUUGCGUUGUGCUUUCGGGGUGAUGAACGCACCCUACGACUUGAUUUCAAGUGUCGGAUUUGUUCCGUUAUUCAGCAUGACUUGGAUGACAAUGACCAAAUCUUAUCUUUUUUGAGUCUGCACAACCAUUUACCUCUGUAUUUACAACCAAAAUACAGCGUUAACAUGCUUUCUUGCGUUCACUACAAGAAACAAUCGUGACCUGACAAAUUGCUGUUAUUGUGUAAUAAAAUAGAGGCAUUCCUAUAAAGAUUUCCACAAUGCUGCAGCUGCACCUGCCCGACCAACGAGUCUUUACUUCCUCCCUCUUUUGCCUCGUACCAAACCACUGUGGAUAGUUAUGCGCUUGUAUGAUUCCAUGUAAAUAGCACCAACCUCCCGUUUAUCGAUGUUUUGUGUUCAUAUGGCUGUUUUCAUGAAGACCCUGGGUAGCCUUUGCCCAUCAGACCCCCAUGAAGACUGUUGUAAAAUAGAGCGUAAUGAAGUCAUAGCUAAUCUCUAAACUAGCAGCAAUCUUGCUGCAUAUUUAUAGUACUUCAAACGGUGCACUUGCAUAUUACCAUCCACAAAACACACCUGUUCACCUUCAACGUUUGAUAAAAACCAGAAAUCGCCUGAUUGCGACUAAAUUCGACAGCACGCACUUAGUGAAAGUUUCGCCGUGUCGUUUCGAACCGCGAAUACAAACAGAUCUCGACAUUCCCUGGCAGUUUCGGACACUGCUAUGCGUCUUAUAUACAGUUAUAUUCCAGUGGUGUAUUUUUACAAUAGCUUUGUGCAUUUUUACUGUUUCGAUAUACCUCUCAAAGCGUUUGUAUUCUCUCGUCUCUCCGAACCCUUUAUGAAGUAAAAUGGAGAGCGUGUGCUGUUGUCUUCACUCCUGUAAAAGCAAACCAGCGCCGUCUUAAUUCCUCUCUCAUUUAUUUCCCUUCUCCUUGUUGUAUGGACGAUGUAAAUAGUUACCAGUACCACCAGAGAGACUUCACCGAUGUGCCUUGAAGUACUUCACCUGUCGACCCCACUAACUGGAUCUGUUUAACAAAGAAUAACAGAAAUUAUGUUUUCGAAUCUUCCUGUGCUUAACGAUUCCCUUGUUAAUUUCAGACUUCUUUUAUUUCUCUGUGUAUAGAAAAGAAUGUCUAUUUUGUACUGUUUCUAUCUUCCUAAUUAAAAUGAAAGCAUUUUUUUUUCUUUUGCCUGAA
Messenger RNA from Pimephales promelas (fathead minnow), 6226 nucleotides. RefSeq names its product histone deacetylase 7a (gene hdac7a). The record is from RefSeq and is a predicted model, not a curated record. Lineage: Eukaryota; Metazoa; Chordata; Actinopteri; Cypriniformes; Leuciscidae. Gene Ontology annotation, molecular function: histone deacetylase activity. Gene Ontology annotation, biological process: negative regulation of transcription by RNA polymerase II.